Messenger RNA from Tribolium castaneum (red flour beetle), 2231 nucleotides. RefSeq names its product Radial spoke head protein 3 (gene Rsph3). Gene Ontology annotation, cellular component: cilium. The coding region runs from base 319 to 2091 and encodes 590 amino acids. NCBI's taxonomy places the organism in Eukaryota, Metazoa, Arthropoda, Insecta, Coleoptera, Tenebrionidae. The record is from RefSeq and is a predicted model, not a curated record. The transcript has 8 exons.
GGUCAGUUGUGAAAGACCGGUCAAUCGUAACAUAUGUCGGCGUCGCGACGCCGAUCCGAAAGACCGACGAAAUAAUGUGAUAGUUAAAAGUGAGCUUUUCCACACAAAAAGUGAAAACCCAAUAUCGAUACUAAAGAAAAUUAUUUUUGGAGUAGCUAGAACCGAAUAAUAGAUGAUAGAAAGUUUAUUUUUAGUCCAACUUUUUCAAUAAUUAAUUAUAGGCAAUAUAAUCGAAUAUAAGCAAUAAGUAGAUUAGAAUUUCUGGAAUUGGAAGGCUGAAAAAGAGACUGUCAAGAUGUUUUAUUGAAAUUGUUACCGAUGACCGACUUAGCGAUGCCUCCGGUAGUUUCGAUUUCUUCGGACGAAGUCGACGAUGAUGUGGCCUUUAAAGUCCUCAACCAAGACAACCUCCCCAUAACCAUAAUAGGGGAGGCAAUUCUGAAACCCUUCGGCCGCGAAAACCAAAAACAGAAACCGAACGGAAUCGUCUAUCCAACUCGACGCAUUGACACCAACUUGGAAGAAAACAAACAGAAAACCUUUACCAGAUCAAACGGCCACAUCAACACCACUCAAGACAAAAACAACUACAACCUCAAGAAGAACUUUAGCAAUUCCCACGGGAAUUUAACGAGCGCUACAAAAAUCAAACCGCAAGAACAAGUCGAUACAAAAUUCACCAAAACGCUCGACGCUAAACUGCGAAAGCUCCAGAAAGAGUCGAAAAGUAAGAAUGAUAAUGGCAGGAAGCCGUUUGUUACGACGGUAAAGAAGGGGCAGUUUCUGGAGCCGCCCCCGGAAAUAGCCACUUUGAUUGGCAUUAAAGUGGAGGAACCGAAGCAGAAAGAAAUUAAAAAGUUGUACGCGUAUGCAAGCGAGCCGAGGGUGUUGAACAGAACACCGGCGAAGAACGUUCACAAGGCGAAAUGUGAGGCGGCGGCGAAGGCGGCGGCGUGCGUGGUUGCCGGGGUGGCGGGGAUUCAAACCGAUCUAGAUGUUAACAGUAAUGUCAACAAACGAGCUUUGGAUGUGCCUUUGCCUUAUUCGAAUCUCAUGUUCGACCGGCGGAUUUGUAGGGGCAGUAAUUUCGCUCCUACAUUAUCCGGACACAUGCCAAAAUGGAAUCCGAAUUUUGCAUACGCUAGACUUCUCUCGCAGGACCAGGGUGAUGGCGAGUCGGCUGCAGCUCGCGCCGCCGAAGCUCGAAGACGGGCCCUCGCACGGAGAAAAGCCAAAAACCAACAAGUUAGGGCCGCACAACUGCGUCUAGGAUCGCCGCCGCCCGUCCCAGGGAGAAAGCACGAACCCGUCCAAACCGAGCUCUAUCUCGAAGAGAUCUUCAACAAUCCGCCGACCUCGGACAUCUGCACACAAACCGAACUGUUCCUCGAAAGGCCUCUGUCGCCUUACUAUGUCCCGGCUAAAGUGGGGAUCGAUGCAGAAACGCAGAUUUAUCCGGGAGAUUUGUUCGACUUCGAUAUGGAGGUGCAGCCGAUUUUGGAAGUUUUGGUUGGGAAAACGGUGGAACAGGCGUUGAUUGAAGUCUUGGAAGAGGAGGAGUUGGCGGCGUUGAGGGAACAACAAAGGAAGUUCUUGGAGGUCAGGUCAGCGGAAACUGCGGAGGCCCAGAGGCUGGAAGAGAGGGAGAGGAGACUGGCGAAGGAGAAGGACCGGAGAAUCGCAGAGUUUGAAGAUGGGUACCGGCUGCAGAAGGAGAUGGAGGAGAGGAUAGCGGCGUCGGUGCUGAUGCAGGGAUACAUAUCAGAUUUGCUUCCGUCGGUUUUAGAAGGAUUAGAGAACGAAGGGUUCCUCAUGGAUAGUAUCAAACAAGACAUCGACGAGUCCUUCAUGCCUUGGCUGAUGAAGGAAGUCACACACGAGCUGAAGGAUAUAGUGAGCAGUCGAGACGUCCUUACAGAUAUCGUUCGAGAGAUCCUCGAAAACCGCGCCGAAAUCUACAAGGCCUUGAACCAAACCCCGCGCUCCCCGCCCAGCGAAGAAGAAGAAGGGCCCACCCAGGAAGAUAUUGUUCUCGCCGACCAUUUGAAGCUGCAGGAAGAAAUAUCGAAGAAGAUCGCCGAAGAACAAUAACGGAUUACGGAGCGGGAGGGUGGAGAGUCUCAAUUUUUCAAUUUAUUAGAUGCACUAUUAUACACUUAUUGUUUUAUUUUUAUUGUAUAAAUAUUAUUGUACAUGUUGGAAAUCAAUAAAUCUAUUGUUUAUUUACUAUA